CCCCGUAAUCCCAAGGAAUUUCUGGAAUGUUCCCACAGCACGGCCCGCAGCUCUUCCGGCACAUUUUCCUGCUCUCCCGGGAAGGGAACAAUUCCCGGGAACAUUUCCAGGCCCUUUUCCGACUCCUGGCGCUGCUGAGCCUGGAGCUGGCCAGCGAUGACGUCAUCGUCGACCUGGUGCGCCUCGUGCUCGCCCUGCAGGAUCUGGCGCAGGAGGAGCCGCUGCCGUUCUACAACCGCUGCGCGCUGCUGGCGCUCGGAGCCGCCUUCCUGGCGCUGCUGGGAACCCUCCUGGGGAACCCCGGCCUCCGGCUCCACGUCCAGGAG
Molecule: messenger RNA, 326 nt
Organism: Cyanistes caeruleus (blue tit)
Lineage: Eukaryota; Metazoa; Chordata; Aves; Passeriformes; Paridae
Source: RefSeq, a predicted model, not a curated record